CAACCACUUAAAACAAAAUUAAAAAUUGACUUAAAGAUUUAAUUUUCAAUGGAAUUUGUAGUGACCUUAUGUGACAUACCACUCCUCUUCUAUAAUUAUCGCGUGUUGCCGUUGAGGUUAUUUUAAAACCAAAAGUGUUCAUGCUAGUCUAAAACAUACAAUUGUUAUAUACAUAUGAUGUUAUUAUAUCUUGGUUCAUUUUGUUAUCUAACGAAUAUAUUAAUUUACGUACGCAACGGAAAUAAUAAGAUAAUAAAUUGCAAUAUAUUGUGCAUUUGUAAAUAGUUUUCCGAAACAUUUUUGAAACGUCCAGUAAGUCUCACCAUAACGAUUAUACUAAACCAGAAACGUAUGCAACACUGAACGGAACUCCGCUGUAUGUAGUCGAUUAAUUCUUGGCUACAUUUGACUAAUUAACAAACCUAACGUAAAUAAGUGUGAACGAGACGGUUGUGGCAAGCAUCCAAGAUGAAUUUGAUGUUUCGAAAGAACUUCAGUACUGAAAAGACAGUUUCGGGGGGAGGGGGUGGGGGGAAAGCGAAAGGAGCUUUGGGAGCGGGCAGGAACGCGAAACGCAGGGAUCGUGACCGCUUCUCAUGCAUGGAGGAACAUCAUUACAGAACUCAUCUGUUUUUCUCAGCACCAAGGGCCAGUACACAGUACAACGAUGGCUCAGGUAACUCUGGAAAACGAUGUGGUCCAGUACUCGGUGGUGGAACGGGGCCGGAGCUGGAGCCACCGCAGCCGCUGGUCACCAGGGAGCCUUCAGUGUCCCUGCUGCGCUGGGAGCGGCCGACCACUACAGAGCGCAGGAGAACGGAGCCGGUUUCCUUGGCAACCCUCGAGAGAGAUUGCUUCGUGAUACCGGCACAUGCCCUAGAUCGGUUCCUACCUGAUGGUGUGCCGUUGCCGGUGCCUCCUCCAACACCAGAGAAGGGAAUGGCAACGAAAACUGCUCCAAGUUCCCUGAGCGUCCUCGAAGUGGCGGACCCAAAGUUAUGCAUUUUAGCUCACCUAAUGAGUCCUCUAGAACCUAUAGAGCCUAUUCUAGAAUCUCCACUUGCCAAACCUUUGGUGAAACAGAAAGCAGCCGCUGGAGAAUUGUUAAAUGACGUAGCCCAAGCCAAUACUGCCGUAGGUGGCAUGCUUUUAGCCAAUAUGGAGAAGAAUGCUGAAUUUCCAUUCAUAUCUUACUAUGUGAUAAAUACGACACAAACUGAUCCAUUAUUAUUUUAUAACAAUAUGAGGAGUGCUUCGUUAACGAAGUUCGAUCCUAAGGCAAUACGGUAUUCUGCAGCGCAUACGUUGGAUUUAUAUAGUGAAGUUGCUAUGAUUUGUAGGCCUCCGUUUAAUGAUCUCGCUGGAGGACCUAAGAAGUCUCAUACACCGACUACUGGGUUUAUUAUCAGUGUGUAUAAGGUAUUCGAAGGAGAUGACGGCGAGCGCUUCGAAAGAAACUGGUUAUAUUGGACCGGCGCUCGUAUGCUAUACCGACAUCUGCCACACUCCGUCGGCAUGAGGAAGAUAGCCCUGCAUAAAUCAGUAGCAGCACACGGCGAUAAAAUGUACUUACUGGUUUGCGAAUGCGCCAAUUUACUUGACGAUUUGUCAGGGGCCGCCAUGUUAAUAACGGCUUUACGAGCCAGGUUGUGCGGGUACACCGGCCUUUAUAGACCAAUACAGACUUUUUAGUAGCGGGAGAUGGGCCUUAACGGCCUCACAUGUGUUUUAAUAUAGCUAAGAGAUAUCUUUUGGAAACUGAUGUAUUAUUCGGUUGUGUUCAUUGUUUAGUCUGUAAAUUACGUGUAAAAUAAAAGUUAUAUGUUAUGUUAUUUGUCUGAUCUGAAAUUAAAUCUACCUAAAUGUUAGGUAAAUGUGCUCAAGAUAAUACUGAUAUAAUAAAUGACAAACUAAUAUAUACAUCAAAACUAUCGCAUGUUUCUUUGAUUGAACGUGAUUUGAUUACAAAAUAAUUGAUGUUUUAACUUUUAAGCAUAUUUGUGUGUGAUAUAAGCAAUAAUUAUAAACAUUUUAAAUACCGAAAGGUGUUUAAUGUAAAAUAAAGAUAUCUCCUAGUAAACUGCCAACAAUAACUAGAUGUAAAAAGGACCAAAAUACUGCGUUACUCGUAAAAUUGUGUUAAUGGCAUAAAGUUAAGUAGGUACGUAUAUGAAUCCAUGUGUUGGUCUGUGCCAAUUUGGUGAAUAUCUAGUCUAGUAUUGUCUACGCCAAACCUUUAUCAAACUAAAAUCAAAAUGCUUACAAAAUAUACGUAGGUGUAAUACGAAAUUAAUAAAAUUUCGUAUAUUUCAAUUACUGUCCUCUUGCUUAUGCGUUUCAAAGGGGCUAUUCUAGUAGUUUGGCGCUGACGCUUUAAAAAUUAAAUCUGAUACUCAGAGAGCAAUUUUAGUCUAAGAAAAUUUCAAAUUUAUUCGCACUUAGAAUAUGAAGGUUGUUUAUUGAAUAGACAUUUUAAUAGCAAUAAUUAUAUGAAUAGAUUUACUUGGUAUAGACCAAUGUGCAAGGGUGAAAAAUAUUUAAUUAUGUACGUAUUUUCAUAAUUGAUUUUACUAUAACAAUAGUUUGCAUGCUAUGUAUCUAUGGUUCAUUCAUAAUAGUACUUUGUUACCUACUUUUUCUAGAACUUACGUCUAUUUAAUUAAAAACAAAGAUUUGCAGAGCAUCUUCUCAUUUUUCUUCAGUCAUACCUACUUAUGUUAUUUAUUGUUUCUUCCAUGUUUCUUAUGACUGCAUAACCUAUAAAUUUCGUAAAGUAAAGAAGUAUGGUAUCGAACAUAUCUAAUAAUGAAAACAUAUCGAAAUAUUGGUACAUUCCUAUUAUCAUUAACGUGAAUGAAAAUUUAAAAAUGAAAAUAUCAGUAUUAAAUGUAUUUACAGAAGAUUUCUAGAUUUAUUACCCGAGAUAAUUGGAAGGUUUGAUAUUUAUAAGUGUUAAGAAAAAUGAGAAUAUGCUUACUGCAAUAAUUCUAUUGGGUAGGUACCUACGUACCUAAUUAGUGCUAAGGGUACUGUAACUUUAAACUUUGAAAUGCACAAGGAACAUUUUCCGUAUCUGUUAAAAACAAAAAAUUUGAUCUUGUUUAUAUUAUCUAUGAAAUAUCCUUAAAGGAUUGGCAGAAUAUUAGCAAUAUAUCGCACCGACUGUUAUUAUUCAAAUCUACGGAAUACAUUUUGCUAUGGUGCUAACCUAGUCAAUUUAAAAUAGAAGUAGUGAUAAGGCUUGUUAGAUUUGGAUUAGGUACUUACAUUGGUAGAUUUAAUUAAUCUUGCUUACAUCACCAAG
Molecule: messenger RNA, 3304 nt
Organism: Zerene cesonia (dogface butterfly)
Lineage: Eukaryota; Metazoa; Arthropoda; Insecta; Lepidoptera; Pieridae
Exons: 4
Coding region: 469-1692 (407 amino acids)
Source: RefSeq, a predicted model, not a curated record